ACACAAAUAAUAAAAGAAAAAAAUACAAAGAAGAAGAGGAGGAGAAAUAUGGGUUUCACUGAGAAGCAAGAAGCUUUAGUUAAUAGCUCAUGGGAAUUAUUUAAACAGAAUCCUAGUUAUAGUGUUUUGUUCUACACCAUUAUAUUGAAAAAAGCACCCGCAGCAAAAGGAAUGUUCUCAUUUCUUAAGGAUUCGGCUGAAGUAGUGGAUAGUCCUAAACUUCAAGCCCAUGCUGAAAAAGUUUUUGGAAUGGUGCAUGACUCAGCUAUUCAACUUCGAGCAUCAGGAGAAGUAGUUGUAGGGGAUGCAACAUUGGGUGCCAUUCACAUUCAGAAGGGAGUUGUUGAUCCUCAUUUUGUGGUGGUCAAAGAAGCUUUGCUAGAAACCAUAAAAGAAGCAUCAGGAGAAAAAUGGAGCGAAGAAUUGAGUACUGCUUGGGAAGUUGCCUAUGAAGGAUUAGCAUCCGCAAUUAAGAAGGCAAUGAAUUAAACAUGAUAUGAUUUAUAUUUAUAAAUAAAUUUAAGAAAUAAGACUUGUAUAACUAAAUCUUGUUAAACAAGUUUAUAUAAUAAAUAUUAUUCAAACUA
Messenger RNA from Lathyrus oleraceus (garden pea), 587 nucleotides. NCBI's taxonomy places the organism in Eukaryota, Viridiplantae, Streptophyta, Magnoliopsida, Fabales, Fabaceae. The record is from RefSeq and is a predicted model, not a curated record.